AUGCCUCGAACAUUACCAUGGCUUACAGGCGGCGCUAGCAAAGCCCAAGACGCGAAAGAUUCGCCGCGUCGACGUGAAGUGAAGCAGAAUGCGGCUUCAGACGAAACCCCAAAGGCAACCAAGGCGCCAUCGCGCUCUGAAAAGCGCGAUUUUUUUCGGUCGUCUAACGUUCAGACUACUGUUAGAUACCUGGUUGAAGGAUUCAACAACGAUGAUAUCUACAUGAUGGUCGAAGACGAAUUCUACGCGAUGGCGCAAACCUUCACGCAGCAUCUCCACUACGCCGAAUACGUGAAACGGAAAAAGGAGGCUAAGCUGCAGAACGCAGCCGCGAUCAAGGACCUCGCUCGACCCACCGAUGGAGUCACCCCCAUAAGCGAAGAGACUAAACGGAGGGAAGCGGCUGCGGCGCUCUCUGCGCGACAAAAGGCGGGCUUGGAGAAAGCCGAGGCAGAUCGUCCUCUCAACGGUUCUGAGGAGGGAGAGGAGGAUACAGAGGAUGAUGACGGGCUUGCUGGGACGUCGCUGGGAUACCUUAUGACGAGCCCGAGGAAGAUUCGAUCGCUGGUUGGGAUGCAGGGGAUCCAGUCGUCGACUAGAGCGGCUGCUGGGUAUGGUCGCGCAUCUGGCGAACAGAAGCAGAGUGCAGCUGGUGGCAACAAUGUGCGCACUUCGCCGUCAAAAGCCGCCGAAAAAGACGAACAUGCAGCAGACGAGACCGCUACGGAGGAUGACGACUUGGAUGGACAGACUAACGGAACUCCUACGCGGCCGAGGAUGCCUUCUACUGCAUCAAGUUCGAAACAAUCAGUCUCACGGACUCCGACGCCACAGUCUACCUACGUUGAUGUCAAAGAAGAACGACAGCCCGUGGACGUCAGCUACAGAACCCAACCAAUACCGAGAACCAAAAAAAGAGUGUUUUUCGACGACUUUGACGAGCUGCCGGAGCUGUCAGAAAUUACUCCGACGGGUGGUCGGUUCUCAUCGCCUAGCAGUAAUAAUACACCGAAGAAUCAGAAGGAGAAAGUUUCGAACUUGAAAAAAUCGCGCCUCAAUGAAGUCCCAACAUUCCUGCUUUGA
This is a messenger RNA of Aspergillus clavatus NRRL 1, 1083 nucleotides long. RefSeq lists its product as uncharacterized. NCBI's taxonomy places the organism in Eukaryota, Fungi, Ascomycota, Eurotiomycetes, Eurotiales, Aspergillaceae. The transcript is spliced from 2 exons. The record is from RefSeq and is a predicted model, not a curated record. Bases 1 to 1083 code for a protein of 360 amino acids.